GUAAUCAAAUAUCUGCUAGUGUGAUUGUGUUACUCACCAACACACAUUUUGUUGGACAACUUUAAAAUACAAUAGUAAUUACCAUUUGAAUUAUUACAAAAUAAAUAUGAAACUAUAGUAUUCAAAGUAUUAAAAUAUUAUCAAAGUUAUUCUAAAUCACAACUAUCAAAAUGCCUGGUUGUGCAGCAAUAGGUUGUAAUAAUCGAAGUGAGAAAGGUUACACAAUGAAAUGUUUUCCUCGGGAUCCAAACUUGAGAAACCUUUGGAAACAGAGAGUAGGAAGAGCUGAUUGGGAACCAUCUAACAACUCAUUUCUCUGUCAUACCCAUUUUGAAGCAAAUCAAUGGGUAUUGACACCAAGUGGGAGAGUGAAAUUAAAAAAAGGUGCUGUACCUUCCAUAUUUACAGUAACUUCCACAAGGAAAUCUCCCAAGAAAAGGCAAAAACUAGGAUCUCAAGAAAUAAUUGAAGAGGAUUUUGAUGAAGAGUAUGAGGUUGAAUUUUUGGAUGGCGAUCGACCUAUCAUAUUAAACUUGCCUAAUCAGACUGUUGUGCCAAAUUAUAUUAAUGUACAAACUCAGAAUGCAGUGAUACCAACUGGCCAAUUUUUACAAAAUAUUAAAAUUGUAAGUAGUGAUGCCUUGAAGGAUUUGAGAAAUGAAAACAUAAUCAUUGUAUCCGAUGAGAGUAGUAGGGAAAUUGGAAAAAUAGUAAGUGAUAAUAACUUUAUAUUUUUAAGAAAUGAUAUAGGAAAAGAAAAUGUGCACAUUUUGCCACAUUCAGAGAAAACUACUAGUGCAUCAAGAAUUAAAGUAGAAGUGAAGGAGGAAGUAAUUGAAAAUGGUUUAAGUAAUGAUGACUAUGAUCAAAUUGAGAGGAAACUUGAAGAAAUUUGUCAAUCUGGAAACGAAACUGAUUAUUCUAAUAAUGCUGAAAACACUAGAAAAAUAAAUAGUCAAUCAAUUGAAUCAACUAGUACAUUUAGUUUGGAUGACCUAGAAAAUGGUGUAGAUAGUACAAGUGACAAUUCAAUUCAAGAAACAGAAUUAACCAUCACAAAAACAGGUACUAAGCGCAAAACAAUAAAAAAAAUAGAAUCUCUAAUUGAUAAUAGUGUCAUAGCAACUAGUCAAAUUACUAAUGAAAUUGAUGAUACACGACUACCAGAAAAUAUUAGCAAUAUCAUUCAAGACCUAGAAUCAAACAAGUCUGCAGAAUCGAGUGAUGUACAAACCAAAUCUGUUUCUUUAUUGACAAGUGAAACUGUUCAAAAUACUCAAAUAAUUAAAUCAAAUAAACCUAUUAUUAAAAAUGAUAUACAAUUAGAAUUCAGAAGUGAAAUUCUUAAUAGGCCACUACAAAUUAAACAGAAAAAUGCAACUAGUACGAUUAAUCCUACAUGUUCUAAUGAGUUGUUAAACAAAUUAGAUAUACAAGGAGAAGUAAUAGAGAGACUAACACAUCAAGUGAUUAUGUAUAAAGAUAUGGAUUAUAAAAUAAAAAAAUUAACUCAGGAACUACAAAAUAAAAAUAAGGAAAUAGAAUUGCUAAACCGCAGAGCAGCAUCCAAAUAUUCACUUGAGAAAAAAAGUUUUAAAAGCGACUUUCUAAAUUUGAAUAAUGGUAAUGUAAUGGAUUUCCAAAAUAAAAUAGACUUCUUAGAAGACAAAAACAAAAAGCUCCUGAAAACAGUUACGUUAGAAACUCAAAAUCGUCGGAAAUUAGAGUGUCGAGUGAAAAAUCGAGACAAUAAAAUAAAAGAAUUAAAUUGGAAACUCGAGAAAGCAUCCAAAUUUUUAGACAGAGCCGAAAAAAAUGCCUACAACUACAGAAAAAAAAUGUUAAGUAUGCAAGCUCUUGUCAGGCGAAAAAAGCUUAUGCACGAGAAGAAUAGUUUAUUAGAUGAAUUCCUUAUUGGACAAUCUGACCAAAAUUAUUCCGAAAACGCUCGAAGAAUGGCUUUGGAAAUCGAGAAAGCUUGUGGUCAACAGGGUUAUUUAAAAUUAAUGGAAUACGAAUUUCCAUUGCCAAAUUUGAAGGAUUUGCACGGAAGUUUUAACGGAAAUGUAAAUGAACUUGGAGAUGAAGAUAUUAUAGCUGAAAGUAAAAAUUCGGAUAAAAAUAACGAUAUGAUUUAUAUCGAAAAUGUAAAAGAGGAAAAGAAUGAGAUUGUAGAGAAUAACGAAACCAACGAAAAUGAAAAAAAAGAUAGUGAAGAUAUGGAGUAUGUAGAAUUUAUAGAUUUGGAUUUAUUGAAUGAAUCGCAUGAAACUGUGAGUGGUACUGUACAGGACAUCUUCAAUGAAAACAGUGACAAUGAGGAAAUGGAUUUGGAUGAAUUAAAAAAGCAUAUCAUGAUUAAUUUUAAUGAUAACACGUAGUCACAUAAAAAUGUAAAUUUUAUGUAAAAAAAUUUUGUUGACUUGACGGAUCUAAAAAAUCAUUUAUAUCCAUGUAGCUAGCUAAAACGAAAGUUGAAUUUUUUUUUAUAACAUCGACUCAUUCAAGUAUUAUCGAUUAAGUUGAAUGAUUUUUUAUAGGAGUGAUGUAAAUAUAUGCAAAAAUCGAACAGUCUUGAUAAUUAAUGUACUUAUUGUUUUAUCCAAUUCGUUACAAUAAAGGGGGUAGUACAUUAAAAAUUGAAAAAUUUUAAAGAAAUUGCCAAAGAAAUUGGUGAACAGGCGCGCGCGCGCACACACACACACGCACACACACACGCGCACACACACACACAAACACACACACAAACACACACGCGCGCGCGCGCGCGCGCGCGUAUAUUGUAUAUUGUACAUAGAUUAGAAUGUAUAAAAUUUUUUUCAUGUUUAACACAAAAAAUAGAAUUUUAUGAAUGCACAUGUUUUUAUACGACACUGUUUAUGAAAAACUAACAAAGAAAGACACUUCCGUAAUAAAAACCAUGGAAGACAAUUGUAAACAUUCUUUAUUCAUGUGAAAUUCGAGGUUAACGCGUUUAUCAAAAGAAUUUUUAUACACAUACUCUUACUGAGCAAAAACUCAUGUAAAUAUUGAUUCAUGGA
Messenger RNA from Phymastichus coffea, 3041 nucleotides. Its product is annotated as repetitive organellar protein-like. The coding region runs from base 171 to 2381 and encodes 736 amino acids. The transcript has 3 exons. The record is from RefSeq and is a predicted model, not a curated record. Gene Ontology annotation, molecular function: sequence-specific DNA binding. Lineage: Eukaryota; Metazoa; Arthropoda; Insecta; Hymenoptera; Eulophidae.